This is a messenger RNA of Theobroma cacao (cacao), 2645 nucleotides long. The record is from RefSeq and is a predicted model, not a curated record. NCBI's taxonomy places the organism in Eukaryota, Viridiplantae, Streptophyta, Magnoliopsida, Malvales, Malvaceae.
CAUUUUCCUAGUUAUUUUUUUUUUAAAAAUCAUCAACCAACAACAAAUACCACUUUUUAUUUGACGCCAAAGUGAUGGCAAUUUGCAGGGAACUUUGUUAUGGCCUUUUCUAUAUCUGAUGAUACCUGAAACUCUUAUCGAAAGCUUUCUGAUUCUACUUCUGCCAUAUCUGCCUUUGCUGCCCUAGGGUACUUAGUUUAGUGCACACCGUUGAGAGGAUUGGGAUUUGGGUUUUUCUGUGAAUAUGAGUGGAGCUGUGCUUGUAGCUGUUGCAGCAGCUAUUGGUAACUUAUUGCAAGGAUGGGAUAAUGCCACUAUUGCAGGCGCUGUUUUGUACAUAAAGAAAGAGUUUAAAUUGGAAAGUGAUCCAACUAUGGAAGGCCUGAUUGUAGCCAUGUCUCUUAUUGGAGCCACCUGCAUUACUACAUGCUCAGGAGGCAUAUCAGACUGGCUAGGCCGCCGCCCCAUGCUAAUAAUCUCAUCCGUCCUUUAUAUUAUUAGUGGUCUUGUAAUGUUGUGGUCUCCUAAUGUUUAUAUCUUACUUUUGGCAAGACUAUUGGAUGGCUUUGGAGUUGGUUUGGCUGUAACUCUGGUCCCAGUUUAUAUAUCUGAGACCGCACCACCGGAAAUAAGGGGGUUGUUGAAUACCCUUCCCCAAUUUACUGGUUCCAUUGGAAUGUUUCUCUCAUAUUGCAUGGUUUUUGGAAUGUCAUUAAUGACUUUACCAAAUUGGAGAUUGAUGCUUGGAGUUCUUUUUAUUCCCUCCUUUAUCUACUUUGCAUUAACUGUAUUCUUCUUGCCCGAGUCACCAAGAUGGCUAGUAAGUAAAGGGCGGAUGAGUGAGGCGAAAAAGGUUUUGCAGAGGCUACGUGGCAGGGAAGAUGUUGCUGGUGAGAUGGCUUUGCUAGUUGAGGGCCUUGGUGUUGGAGGUGAAACAUCCAUAGAGGAGUAUAUAAUUGGCCCAGCCAAUGAGGACGCUGAAGACCAUGAUGUAUCCGCUGAUAAAGAUCGUAUCAAGUUAUAUGGACCGGAAGAAGGUCUUUCGUGGGUGGCCAGACCUGUCACUGGACAGAGCACUCUUGGUCUUGUGUCUCGGCAUGGAAGCAUAGCUAACCAGAGUACACUUGGUCUUGUGGAUCCUCUUGUCACCCUCUUUGGAAGUGUUCAUGAGAAGCUCCCUGAAACAGGAAGUAUGCGAAGCACACUUUUUCCACACUUUGGAAGCAUGUUCAGCGUGGGAGGUAAUCAAGCUAGAAAUGAAGAGUGGGAUGAGGAAAGUGUUGUCAGAGAGGGUGAGGACUACCAAUCUGAUGGUGCUGGUGGUGAUUCUGAUGACAAUUUGCAGAGUCCUCUGAUCUCACGGCAGACAACCAGUAUGGAGAAGGACAUGGUUCCAACUGCCCAUGGAAGCCUUACAAGCAUGAGACAGGGUAGUCUAAUGCAAGCAAAUGCUGGAGAACCAGGUAGCAUGGGGAUUGGUGGUGGUUGGCAGCUGGCAUGGAAAUGGUCUGAAAAAGAAGGCCAAGAUGGAAAAAAGGAAGGGGGAUUUAAAAGAAUCUAUUUGCACCAAGAAGGCUUCCCUGGAUCUAGGCGUGGGUCACUAGUUUCUCUGCCCGGUGCUGAUGCCCCUGCAGAAAGUGAGUAUGUCCAGGCUGCUGCUUUGGUGAGUCAGCCAGCUCUUUAUUCCAAGGAGCUUUUGAAGCAGCAUCCGGUUGGACCAGCUAUGGUUCAUCCAGCUGAAACUGCAAAGGGACUAAGUUGGAGUGAUCUCUUUGAACCAGGAGUCAAGCAUGCUUUAAUUGUAGGGGUUGGAAUUCAAAUACUUCAGCAGUUCUCUGGUAUAAAUGGUGUUCUGUACUACACUCCCCAAAUUCUUGAGCAGGCAGGAGUUGGAGUUCUUCUUUCUAACCUGGGCCUCAGUUCAUCUUCUACAUCGCUGCUUAUUAGUGGCAUUACAACUUUGUUGAUGCUUCCAAGUAUCGCUGUUGCCAUGCGGCUUAUGGAUAUUGCUGGUAGAAGGAGUUUGCUGCUCACCACAAUCCCAGUCCUGAUAAUCUCUCUUCUCAUCUUGGUCAUCGGAAGUGUUGUGAAAAUGGGGAACGUUGUGCAUGCAGCAAUCUCAACAGUCAGUGUGGUGCUCUAUUUCUGUUUCUUUGUCAUGGGAUUUGGGCCCAUUCCCAACAUACUAUGUGCCGAGAUCUUCCCAACACGGGUUCGUGGCAUCUGCAUUGCUAUAUGCGCCCUCACAUUCUGGAUUUGUGACAUCAUCGUCACAUAUUCACUCCCAGUGCUGCUCAAAUCCGUUGGUCUCGCUGGUGUCUUUGGCAUGUACGCAGUGGUUUGUGUUAUAUCAUGGGUAUUUGUCUUCCUGAAAGUUCCAGAAACUAAAGGCAUGCCUCUAGAAGUCAUUACAGAAUUCUUCUCCGUGGGUGCAAGACAGGUUGCAGCUGCCAAGAACAACUGAGCUGGUUAAUGGUGGAUAUUGAAAGUUUUGACGGGUGUUCAAAUUUUCUUUUUCUUUCCCUUUGAUUUUAUUAGAGGUGCUGGCAAGUAGGCAGUUUGAUUUAUGUAGAAAAAGAAUAACAUAUAAAUUUGUUUCUCUAUUUGUUAUAAUUUCUAAAUGACAUUUAAUUUUCUUAUUCAAA